Messenger RNA from Gossypium arboreum, 622 nucleotides. RefSeq names its product outer envelope membrane protein 7-like. Gene Ontology annotation, cellular component: chloroplast outer membrane. The transcript has a single exon. Bases 112 to 354 code for a protein of 80 amino acids. Lineage: Eukaryota; Viridiplantae; Streptophyta; Magnoliopsida; Malvales; Malvaceae. The record is from RefSeq and is a predicted model, not a curated record.
AGUGUUUAUAUAUAAACAUAGGUAACAAUAACAACAGCCAAAUUACUAUUAGUCCCCAAAAAAGAACAUAAAAAUCAGAGAAUCAGGAAAAAGAAAGAGGAAAGGAAGAAAAUGGGGAAAUCAACUCCUGUGAAACAAGCGGCGGUGGUUUUGGGGGCGCUAGCUUUCGGGUGGAUGGCUAUAGAGAUGGCGUUUAAACCUUUACUGGACAAGGCUCGCUCCGCCAUGGACAACUCCGACCCUGAUCGGGAUCCCGACGACAUCGACUCCGCUCGCAAGGACGACUCCGACUCCGAUCGGAAGCCUAUCUCUUAUGCUGAUGCCGUCGCCAAGAACAUAGCGGGUGCAAGUUAGGGGCGAGAUUCUUGUGUUUGGUCCAGUCCAAGUAAUCAUGAAAGUAGGGUUCCUUUUUAUGAUAAAUGGAAUUAUGGUGUUAUCUUAUUUUAGAUUUCUUGCUGCUGCUUUUCUAGGUUAGCCUUAAGAAUUAAUGUUGAGAGAAGAGUUAAUUGGUGCUAUUUUUAUGUUUCUACAUUAUUAUGAUUAUUAGAUAAAGGCAGAGCCGAGUUUCCUACUUUGGCUUUUGUGAUUGAGAAAUGAAAAUGGUGUCCUUUUCUGGAAACAA